Messenger RNA from Glycine soja, 3608 nucleotides. Its product is annotated as importin-9-like. Bases 134 to 3214 code for a protein of 1026 amino acids. The transcript has 33 exons. Gene Ontology annotation, molecular function: small GTPase binding. Gene Ontology annotation, cellular component: nuclear envelope; cytosol. Lineage: Eukaryota; Viridiplantae; Streptophyta; Magnoliopsida; Fabales; Fabaceae. Gene Ontology annotation, biological process: protein import into nucleus. The record is from RefSeq and is a predicted model, not a curated record.
UUCCCAGCUCUUCCCCUAUAUAUACAUUCCUUCUUCUGCAGAGCGGGAAAAGGCAGCGCGGCGAAGUGUGAAGCAGCGAAAGCAACAAACGUCGCCGUUCCAUCAUCGAGCUCUAGGGUUUUCCAUUUCGCGCAUGGGGAACCUCGUGGAUCAAGAUCAGCAAUGGCUGCUCAGUUGCUUGUCCGCCACACUCGACCCCAACCCCGAGGUUCGCUGUUUCGCCGAAGCUUCCCUCGAUCAAGCCUCUCGCCAACCAGGUUUUGGCAGUGCAUUAUCAAAAGUUGCUGCAAACAAGGAGCUCGUGGUGGGACUGCGUCAAUUAGCUGCAGUCCUUCUUAAGCAGUUUGUUAAAAAGCAUUGGCAAGAGGGUGAGGACUCUUUUGAACCUCCUGUUGUUGCUAGUGAUGAAAAGGAAAUCAUCCGCAGAAUGCUUCUAUUGGCAUUGGAUGACCCUCAUAAGAAAAUUUGCACGGCUAUUGGUAUGGCUGUGGCAUCCAUUGCAAUGCAUGACUGGCCAGAGUUAUGGCCGGAUUUGUUACCAUUUCUCCUGAAUUUGAUUAACAAUCAAACCAACAUGAAUGGAGUGCAUGGAGCUAUGAGAUGCUUGGUUCUUCUCUCUGUGGACUUGGAUGAUAAAAUGGUUCCAACAUUAAUACCUGCUCUGUUCCCAAGUUUGCUGACAAUUGUCUCCUCUCCCCAGAUAUAUGAUCCAUACAUUCGAAUGAAGGCCCUUUCAAUAAUCUAUUCUUGCACUUCUAUGCUGGGGACAAUGAGUGGUGUCUAUAAGGCAGAAACAAGUUCUCUGAUAGUUCCUUUGCUUAAACCAUGGAUGGACCAAUUUUCUUCUAUUCUACAAAUUCCAGUUCAAUCUGAAAAUCCAGAUGAUUGGAGUAUUAAAAUGGAGGUUUUGAAGUGCUUGAAUCAGUUUAUUCAGAAUUUUUCAAGUCUAUUUACAAGCGAAUUUGAGGUUAUAUUGGGACCUUUGUGGAAUACAUUUGUCUCUUCUUUGAGAGUUUAUGAGAAAGCGUCCAUUGAAGGAACAGAAGAUUCACAUGAGGGAAGAUAUGAUUCUGAUGGUUCAGAGAAAAGCCUUGAUUCAUUUGUUAUCCAGCUGUUUGAACUCAUGUUGACCAUUGUGGGUAAUCCAAGACUGGGAAAGGUGGUUGUGGCUAAUAUCAGAGAAUUGGUGUACUAUACUAUUGCUUUUCUUCAAAUGACUGAGCAGCAGGUUCAUACAUGGUCUGUGGAUGCUAACCAGUUCAUUGCUGAUGAAGAAGAUGCCACUUAUAGUUGCCGCGUCUCUGGUGUGCUUUUACUGGAAGAGGUUGUGAAUUCUUUUGCUGGUGAAGGAAUUUUGGCCAUAACAGAUGGUGCAAAACAAUGGUUCACCGAGUCUCAAAUUAGAAAAGCAGCUGGUAAUGCAAGCUGGUGGAGGAUAAGAGAAGCUACUCUUUUUGCCUUAUCGUCUCUUUCAGAAGAACUGUUGGAGACAGAGGAAACCGGAUUUGAUACAAGUAGCUUGAAGCACCUGGUUGAGCAGAUUUUCACUGAAGACUCUCUAAUAGGUCCUCUUGAAUAUCCCUUUUUAUAUGCUCGCAUCUUUACGUCAGUUGCUAAAUUGUCUUCUUUGAUAAGCAAUGGUUUACUAGAACACUUUCUUUAUUUAGCAAUGAAAGCAAUUACAAUGGAUGUGCCCCCACCUGUAAAAGUAGGUGCCUGCAGAGCACUUACUAACCUUCUUCCUGAAGCAAAAAAAGAAAUUGUCCAAUCGCAAUUGUUGGGUUUAAUUUCAUCCCUCACAGAUCUUCUUAAUCAUGCAUCAGAUGAAACCUUGCUCAUGGUACUUGAUACAUUGCUUGCUGCAGUAAAAGCAGGUCAUGAGUCAUCAACAUUAGUUGAACACAUGAUUUCUCCUGUAAUCCUUAAUGUGUGGGCAUCACAUGUUUCGGAUCCUUUUAUCAGUAUUGAUGCACUGGAAGUUCUUGAGGCUAUCAAAAGCAUUCCUGAAUGUGUACAUCCAUUGGUUUCUAGAAUUUUGCCGUAUAUUGGACCAAUUUUGAAUAAACCCCAAGAGCAGGCUGAUGGUUUGGUAGCUGGAUCAUUAGAUCUGGUAACAAUGUUACUGAAGAAUGCCCCUGCUGAUGUAGUGAAAGCAAUAUAUGGUGUCUCUUUUAAUGCUGUUAUCAACAUAAUCCUUCAAAGUGAUGACCACAGUGAAAUUCAGAAUGCUACAGAAUGUUUAUCUGCUUUUAUAUCUGGGGGAAGACAAGAAAUUCUUGCAUGGGGAUCUGAUUCUGGAUCAACUAUGAGAAGUUUACUUGAUAUUGCUUCAAGACUGCUAGACCCCAAAUUGGAAAGCUCUGGGUCUCUCUUUGUUGGAAGUUACAUUCUUCAACUGAUUUUGCAUUUACCAUCACAGAUGGCUGUACAUAUACGAGACCUGAUUGCUGCUCUUGUCAAACGCAUGCAAUCUGCUCAAAACUCUGUCUUGCUAAGCUCAUUGCUAAUUGUUUUUGCCAGACUGGUACACAUGAGUGUUCCUAAUGUUGGACAAUUUAUUGAUUUGCUGAUCUCAAUUCCUGCGGAAGGACAUGGUAAUUCCUUUGCUUAUAUAAUGUCAGAAUGGACUAAGCAGCAAGGGGAGAUACAGGGGGCAUAUCAAAUAAAAGUCACUACAAGUGCCCUGGCCUUGUUGCUAACCAGUAGGCACAAUGAAUUGGCAAAUAUACAUGUCCAGGGCUAUCUUAUUAAGUCUGGCGAGGGAAUAACUACAAGAUCAAAAGCUAAAUCAGCCCCAGAUCAAUGGGUAAUGUUGCCACUUUCUACAAAGAUAGUGGCUUUAUUGGCAGAUGCAUUAACUGAGAUACAAGAACAAGUUUUGGCCGCUGAUGAUGAGGAUAGUGACUGGGAAGAAGUUCAAGCAGAUGGCAUUGAAAAUGAUAAAGAAUUUCUUUAUUCAGUAUCUACAUCUUCGGGAAAAGCCACAAAUGAACAACUUGAAGCAAUGGCGAAAGUAUUUAAUGAGGAUCAAGAUGAUCACUAUGAAGAUGACCUUUUAAGUAUUGCUGAUCCUCUCAAUCAGAUAAACCUGGCAAAUUACCUUCUUGAUUUCUUUGUUAGCUUUUCUCAGUCUGACAGACAGCUCUUAGAUCACAUUUGCAAGAGCUUGUCUCAGUCUCAACGAAAUGCCAUUCAAAUGGUACUGAAGAGAUGAGAAUUUCGUGUCCUGUCAUCGAGUGCUGUCUCAAGGAUGGGUUGAUAAUACCAGAGAGAGUGAAACAAAGAAAUGGUUGGAAACCAAUAUCUUACAUUGUUCAGGUUGGGGAAUCUGUCUGCAGUUCUGAAAGGUAUUUUCUUUCUGCUGCAGUGUUCCCCCUUGUAUGUCUCUGAUUCUUUUUUAUUGGAUGUGUUAUGUAUGUAUCGGAUAUCAGUUUUGCUUUUAUAUGGUUUCGGCCCAUCAAUUCACCGAAUCUUUUGUUUGUAUAUCAAUUGUGCAUUUAUUAAAAGAAGGGGGAAAAACAUCAGUUGGUAGCAUAAUGGUGCAUUAUAAUGUCAAUUGGAUGUUUUCUGAAGAAAAAAUGAAUGUCAAUUGGAUUGGUUCCUGCUUA